UUCUCUGUCUCUUCCUCUCGUUCUUCUACUCUGAUCAUCAUAAUAAUGGGGAACACAUCUUCUUGCGCACCAUUGAUCAUAUCAUCACACUCAUCCUCUGGAGUAGUCAAAAUCUUGGCUCCGUUAACGGGAACUCUCGACGUUUUCUCAAAACCCAUCAAAACCUCCGACAUCGUCUCUCGAAACCCUGGCCACUUUAUCACCGACUCAACUCUACUCCAAAUCGGCCAACGAGUCACCGCCGUGUCUCCUGACGAUUUUUUACGGCCGAGACGACAUCUCUACCUCCUCCUCCCGACCGACAUGCUCUUCUCUGUCUUAACACACGAAGAACUCGCUCUCAUCUCCGACAAAGCCGCGGAGACACUCAACGAAAGCCGGUAUAACCAUUUGAAAAGAAUAUUCCCGGUUUGCAUCUUUCCGGUGACCGGAGAUAGAAGAAGAAACUCAUCAUCAGUUGAUGAUGAUCAAGAUGAUCACGGUGGUGUGGAAAUAAGACAAACCCUAGAAGAGAAGGUGCUAUACGAAUCGAAACAUGGAUCUUGGAGGCCUAAAUUGGAGACGAUCGUGGAAAGCUAAAUGCCUAAUAUCUCAAGGAUCGUUAAAUACUUCACAUAAAUCAAAUUUUUAAUCAUAGACGAGAGUAUUUUGUUCUUUUUUUUUUUUUCUUGAUUUUUUUGUCCGAGGCUGUGGUUUUGUUCACCAUUUGAAUUUCCGUCUAGAUUAGUGAUUCAAUUUGUAAUUAAGUUUUGAUCAAUAUAUAUAUAGUGGACAUCCUAUCGGGAGGAGGAUAACUAGUUCAUUUGCCGUCGUUUUAAUUGCAUUUACCACAAAUAAAUCCAUAACUAACAGAAUUAGGAUUAUCAAUUAGUUUUACGGUAUUCAGUUGUGAAAAGCCUAUCAACUAUACGUUUUAUAUGAGCAUUGUAAUUCACUAAUUUGUAAAUUAGACUCUCUCCAGUUUUUUUUUUGUCUUUCUAGAGUUUUGCACA
Molecule: messenger RNA, 992 nt
Organism: Camelina sativa (false flax)
Lineage: Eukaryota; Viridiplantae; Streptophyta; Magnoliopsida; Brassicales; Brassicaceae
Source: RefSeq, a predicted model, not a curated record